Molecule: messenger RNA, 1179 nt
Organism: Tribolium madens (black flour beetle)
Lineage: Eukaryota; Metazoa; Arthropoda; Insecta; Coleoptera; Tenebrionidae
Gene: flip
Product: fibronectin type 3 and ankyrin repeat domains 1 protein
Exons: 2
Coding region: 364-1179 (271 amino acids)
Biological process (GO): protein localization to ciliary inversin compartment
Cellular component (GO): ciliary inversin compartment
Molecular function (GO): protein binding
Source: RefSeq, a predicted model, not a curated record
ACACGUCGCCCCCGACUUCAUGGUGGUACGAAUUUAGUUUCCCGAUAUGUUUGCCUCGGUAGGGGCCUUCACUGUCUUGACAUGAACCUGGAACCAGGGGAUGAACCCUCAUUUUUGAUUUUGAUCGACCUUACCUGAACUUGUCAAGAGUAAAACGAAGAGUAAUAACAUUUUCAGUACGAACACCGUUUCAUUUUGUCGAAUUUCUUGUAACUAACGGAGCCACAUAGUUACACGAACUGCUGUUAACUUUCUACAAUCUCUUGCUGACCUCGGCCACGUUCGACUUUCUUCAAGACCGGGAAUUUUAACAGGCGAUGAGAAGACGAGCGGUUUGUUUGAUCGAUCAUCGCAGAUACGAAAAUGGCGUUGAAUCAGAAACCUGUGAUGAUUAAUCGGGGACAAAACCACGUAAUUUUCUCGUGGAACGAUAUAAAAGAGUUAAAUGACUUCACUUGUGUCGUUCAAAUGUUAAAUGAGUUAAAAGAGUGGGUUGUGAUAUACUGGGGACCCAAAAAUGAAGUCAAAGUAAAGGAUUUGGCUCCAUGUACUUGUUACGAUUUUAGGAUAAAACCCGAGUCAAGUGAGAAAUGGACACAUUUUAAAGGAGCAACGUUAGAUAGCCCUUAUAUGACUAUGCACUUUACUCGAGCCAUCAAAACUGGGAAGACACCCUUGAUCCGGAAAAUUGCACACGCUCGUCCAAUUUUACUCGAAGUUGAAAACAAAUAUAUGAAGACUCCUCUAGUUCAAGCAAUUGAGAAAAAUGAUCCCACUUUAGUCAACUUUUUAAUAACUCUUGGUGCAAAUAUUAACACUCCGGCUUUCUACACUAAAAAGAGUCCUUUAGCAAUAGCUGUAUCUCUCGGCCACUUAUCAGUAGCACAUUUAUUGGUUGAUAAAGGUUGUGACACCAACACAACCGACAUCAACGGACUUACUCUACUACACCAUGCUGUUGAUUCUGAUAACAUUGAAAGUGUUAAAUUCGCUUUAAAAAUUGGUUUAUGUGUGGAUGCUAAAGACUGUAACGGAUGGACUCCACUAAUGAGAGCAGCCAUUUUGUCUUGUAGUGAUGAAAUUGUGACUAUCUUGCUCGAAAAUGGAGCCUCAAAAAGUCUCAAAGACAAAAACGGAUUUGAUUUUGCAAAACAUAAAUUUCUAGCGAAUAAAAAAUAA